UCCCUACUUCUCUCUCAGCCCACACUCUAUAUCCCUCUCUCUCACUCCUCCUUUUUCUCCUCACUAUCACUACUCUUCCCUGCUCCACUCUUAUCUCUGUGGGUCACCCUCUCGCAGACUCUCAAUCCCUCUACACGGCACCUUCCCCACCCCCUCCUCUCGGUUCCUCUUUAUCAGCUGCUGAUCUCGUGUUUUUUGGUGUCGGUCUGACUCACUUGUCAAAACAGGCUUCCUCUGACAACGGUUACUUCUCCUUUCUGAGCUCAGAGAUGCAGAGGAUCCUCGACGGAAUGGACGACAGCGAGACCUACAUGAAUAAGAAGCCCACAAAAACUGACAUACAGGCUCCUUCCCGAGACAAUCUGAACUCCACCUACACCGAGCUGAACAUUCGGAAAGUCGAACGCCUCACCAAUACACAAACAGAUGGACUGGACCCCACCUACUCUCAGCUGAACCUUCUUCACAAUGAUCUUCUCAUCGCGAAGGAAGAAGAUCCUCCUAUUGCUUCGAGACCAGGAGAAAUGCCAAUGACUGCUCAGGCAGACGGUCUGAACUCCAUCUACUCAGCGGUGAAGCUACCGGAAGACGAACUUCACAUCGAUGAUUAUGACGUUCCUCCCAUUGCCUCCGGACCCGCCGAAAUGUCACAGACAGGUGCGCAGAAACAGGAGCCGAAGCAGAACAUCGGAAAUCGAUCCGUCCGUAAGAUCUCCGUACUCUGUCUCGUUACGAUCGGCCUCGUCGCGAUGGUGGCCGGGCUUUCGAUCUAUGUAUCGCAGACUCGACUGUCUCUGAUCACCGCCGACCGAAACUACCGGAGACUUUGGGAACAACAUCAGGAGAUGAACAGGACCCAGCGCCAAUAUCAACAGCAUGUCCAUGAGUUGAACACAACCCUUGAAUCCAGGACAUCCGAGAACUCCCACCUGGAUCUCUCUCAGAGAACCUGUCUGAAUAGUCUUUCCGCCAUGAACAACAACCUGACUAUUCUCGAAAACAACAUUUCCGUCCUCAACUCGGAUCUCUCGGAGCUGAAUCGAACGCACAACGAUCUCCGUUAUCAGUUCAAUCAGCUCGAAAUGAAGUACAGAAACAUCACCGAAAACAAAGCUCAGAUUUGCCAAUACCUUAUCAGGAGAACAG
Molecule: messenger RNA, 1146 nt
Organism: Hypanus sabinus (Atlantic stingray)
Lineage: Eukaryota; Metazoa; Chordata; Chondrichthyes; Myliobatiformes; Dasyatidae
Exons: 6
Source: RefSeq, a predicted model, not a curated record